Ailuropoda melanoleuca (giant panda) is the source of this 2334-nucleotide messenger RNA. It is a transcript of the gene TESMIN, whose product is annotated as testis expressed metallothionein like protein. The transcript has 10 exons. Gene Ontology annotation, biological process: regulation of DNA-templated transcription. The record is from RefSeq and is a predicted model, not a curated record. NCBI's taxonomy places the organism in Eukaryota, Metazoa, Chordata, Mammalia, Carnivora, Ursidae. Gene Ontology annotation, cellular component: nucleus. Bases 802 to 2334 code for a protein of 510 amino acids.
UGCUCCAGGUUCUGGCUGUGGUAGAGAUCAAAUCCAGUGGGAGGAGGACAGAACCAAGCACCCAUUCGAAGGAUCUUCAGUGUCCCGAGGCAGAUGUGUGGGCAGAGGUAGCUGGCUGAGAAAGGCGGCGAUUUGCGGGGAGGCCUGAGUCACAAGGCGGCUGGCUUGGGCUGAUCGAGCAGGGCUGGAAGAGCAUCUCGGAGUGUGGCAGAGGCCCUGGGCCUUUGAGGCUGGCCAGCUGAUGACUCAGCCGGGUGGCUGUGCCCGUCGGAUGCAUGGGAGCUGCUCUAGAAACAGGUGAACGGUACGGUCUUGCGGGCUGAUGUGCUUGCUCAAGCUACUCAGGCUAGUGAGAUUUUCUUUUACGAGGGCUCUUCAGUGUAUAUCAGCUGCCUUCGCCAUCCCUACAGUUUGGGAAGCCCAAAGUGCAUUCUCAGCCCUGCCCUGAACUCAACUGACUGCAACCGUGAUGUGCUCGCAUUUCAGCCAUAGACUCAGAGUAAGGGUAUCUACGCAGGCAUCUGUUUGUGAGGCCCUGGAAAGGGCUGAAAGGAUACACAGCUGACUUCAGUGUCCCUUUUGGCAGGCAGCACGACUGGGGACUGGGGAACCGCGGAGGAACNCAACGUGCACUUCCUGUCCUCCCUGCUGGCCCCGCACCGGAGUCCUGCUGUCGUGCCCCUGGGCGCCUGGGCCAGGGAAGGAGCCGCCCACCCCGGUGUCCAGGUGCUCGGCUCCCGGCCGGAAUCUGCGUGGCGAGGGGUGCGUGGCGAUGCCCGGCCCGAGGUCCCCUCAGUGGACAUGGAAAAGGGCCCUCUGCUUGGCGGGAUGUCCAGUACGGAGGAGGAAAUCGUGACAGACCUUUUCAGUGCAGAGAGUCCGUUUGCUUCUGAAAACCUUACCCUGAAACCCCCGGUGGUGGUGAAGCACGAGGAGGAUGAGUUCCACGUGUUUAAAGACGCGUAUCUGAGCUCCGCGGACCCCAAGGAGCCCUUCUUGCACGCGUUCAACCCCCCGCUUCACGUGGACUGUGAGAGUCAAGUCAAAGUGGAGCUCGUGGUGGACGACAACGACAAGGAGGAGAUGCUCCCGGAGUACCCGAGUCUCCCCGAGCUCAGCCCCCUGGAGGCCACGCAGCCUGUGGCCCCGCAGCCGCAGGCCUACAACGUGCACUUCCUGUCCUCCCUGCUGGCCCCGCACCGGAGUCCUGCUGUCGUGCCCCUGGGCGCCUGGGCCAGGGAAGGAGCCGCCCACCCCGGUGUCCGGGUGAUUCCAGUGGAAAUAAAGGAAGCAGGUGGUGCAAUUAUAAGUAACAAUCCAGAGGAAGCAACUUUUCAGAACUCUCUCGGUCCAGAAUCCUGUUGCAAGUUCCCCUCAUCACAAGAAGCCGAGGACGCCUCUGGCUGCUCUCACAAGAAAGACUUUAACCCAAUGGUGAUAUGUCAGUUGAAAGGGGGCACACAAAUGCUGUGUACCGACAAUUCUGGCACAAGGGCACUAAAAGCACUUCAUUUGGUUCCUCAGAAUCAAGACCAAAAUAAUUAUCUACAGUCAGAUGUCCCUAAACCAAUGACAACUUUAGUAGGAAGAUUUCUGCCAGUACCAGCAAAAUUAAACCUCAUUUCACAACAACUUGAAAACGGAGCCUUACCAUCGCUAGUCAACGGGUCUACUUUCCCUUUGGCAUCCGCUCUUCCAGGACCACCAAAAAUAACUUUGGCUGGGUACUGUGAUUGCUUUGCCAGUGGGGACUUUUGCAACAACUGCAACUGUAAUAAUUGUUGUAACAAUCUACGUCACGAAAUCCAGCGGUUCAAGGCCAUUAAGGCAUGUCUUGAUAGAAACCCAGAAGCUUUCCAACCAAAAAUUGGGAAAGGCAAAUUGGGAGACGUGAAGCCUCGCCACAACAAAGGCUGUAACUGCCGGCGCUCGGGCUGCCUCAAGAAUUACUGUGAGUGCUAUGAGGCCAAAAUUAUGUGUUCUUCUAUUUGCAAAUGCAUUGGUUGCAAAAAUUAUGAAGAAAGCCCGGAACGGAAAACCCUAAUGAACAUGCCCAACUAUAUGGAAAUUGGAGGGUUUGAAGGCAAUCACCAUUUGUCACCAACUAAAUUCUCAGGACUACCAAAAUUCAGACCAGACAGGCGCUCCUCGUCGUGCAUCUCCCGGGAGGUGGUGGAGGCCACGUGCGCCUGCCUGCUGGCCCGGGGCGAAGAGGCCGAGAAGGAGCGGCGCUCGGCGCGCCUGGCGGAGCAGAUGGUCCUGGAGGAAUUCGGGAGGUGCCUGUCGCAGAUCCUCCGUAUUGAGUUGAAGUCCAAGGGGUUGAAAAUUGAGUAG